Molecule: messenger RNA, 588 nt
Organism: Gongylonema pulchrum
Lineage: Eukaryota; Metazoa; Nematoda; Chromadorea; Rhabditida; Gongylonematidae
Source: the annotation of a GenBank genome assembly
AUGGGAACUCCAGAAACACGUAAAGCACCGAAUAUUUUGAUAACUGGUACACCCGGUACUGGAAAAACUACGCUUGCCGAAAAACUCGCUCAAAAAUUGGUUUCAGGAUUUGAUUUUAUCAGCUGUGGCCGUCUGAUUACCGAACAUAAGUUGCAUUGCGGAUAUGAUGGUGAACUGGAAACUUACAUCCUUGAUGAAGACAGAUUAUUGGAUCAUAUUGAAAGACGAAUGGAUGAUUUGAGAGGAAGAUGUAUUGUAGAAUACCAUGGAGCCGAACUGUUUCCCCAGAGGUGGUUUGAUUUUGUUUUUGUAUUACGAUGUAACAAUACGGUGUUAUAUGAUCGGCUGGCUGCUCGAAAUUAUAGUGAUAAAAAAAUCAGAACAAAUAUUGAAUGCGAAAUAUUUGAAGUGCUGCUGGAGGAAGCCCGAGAAUCAUAUGAUGUAAGUACUGCUUGUGUUUUUUCUUCCAAGUUUCAGUUUUUUUUUUUUUUUUUUUUUUUUAAUAAAUCAAGCAAGCAUAUUUUGGGAAUUGGAUUGGAAAGGUGGUUUGAGCAUCAGAAAGGUACAUUAACAACGAUUGAAAUAUGA